AUGUCAACCGAUCCCAAGUUCGACGAGCUGCACAAGCAAAUGUUUGAGGAGGGUCUCAAAAUGCGACGCUCCGUCGUCGGCGACGAAUAUGUUGACCGUGCCCUCGCAAACGGCUCGACAGAGUUCUCCCGUGAAGGACAAGAAAUUGUUACUCAAUGGUGCUGGGGAUAUGCCUGGACACGACCAGGCCUCGAAAAGAGGGAUCGCUCCCUGUUGAACUUGGGCAUGCUGAUGGCUCUCAACCGCGCUCCUGAGCUAGCUGUGCACGUCCGAGGAGCAAGGAACAAUGGGCUGAGUGAGCUAGAGAUCAGGGAGGCCAUCAUUCACGCGACAACUUACUGCGGUGUGCCUGCUGGUGUCGAUGCCUUCAAGAUCGCGGAAAGAGUCUUCAACGAGAUGGCUGAGAAGGGGGAGAAGCCACGAGAGCUGGGUGCGAAGUCUGCAAAGGCAUAG
Cyphellophora attinorum is the source of this 453-nucleotide messenger RNA. RefSeq names its product 4-carboxymuconolactone decarboxylase. The transcript has a single exon. Bases 1 to 453 code for a protein of 150 amino acids. The record is from RefSeq and is a predicted model, not a curated record. Gene Ontology annotation, molecular function: peroxiredoxin activity. NCBI's taxonomy places the organism in Eukaryota, Fungi, Ascomycota, Eurotiomycetes, Chaetothyriales, Cyphellophoraceae.